Messenger RNA from Pisolithus orientalis, 1226 nucleotides. RefSeq lists its product as uncharacterized. Lineage: Eukaryota; Fungi; Basidiomycota; Agaricomycetes; Boletales; Pisolithaceae. Gene Ontology annotation, cellular component: cytoplasm. The record is from RefSeq and is a predicted model, not a curated record. The transcript is spliced from 4 exons. Bases 46 to 1098 code for a protein of 350 amino acids.
CGCGCUGGGGUUCGCACGUGGAAUGACAAGUGUCCCAGUCAAAUCAUGCUCCCCUUGCCAGCUUUGACCUCACCCCAUUCAGCAGCCAGGGUUGCCGUUUACCGACGAGAAACACGUCGCCUUCUCUCCCCGUCAGUCGCUGAUAUACGGGCGACACUUCGCUACCUUCGUGCGCGCUCGCGGCUCACGAAUCUUGGCGUCUGGCUGCUGACUGUGUUCGCUUCUCUAUCUUUCCUCUAUAACCUCUCGUUCAUAUUUUCGUCGACCUCAGCAGUGUUUUCUGAUGUAUAUCCGUCAAGCAUCCUUGCUACGAUAGAGCGCAAUGAGACUCUGAAGGGCCUCGACCAUCUCAUAAUUGUCCCCGGCCAUGCCAUUUGGGCGGGGUCGAGACCAGAGCAUGCCUUGAACGAGGAAUACUGGACAUUAGAGGACUACCAGAAGGAUAAUGGUCAUGUACUGGCAAUCACUGAUCAUAUCAAACAAGCGGUAGCUCUUGCUGUAGAAGAUGAAAGCUCCUUGUUGAUUUUCAGUGGCGGUCAGACCAGAUUGUUGUCGACCACCACAGAGGCGGAAUCGUACAUGCGGUUGGCUCUCAGUCUGGGCCUGUUCAAAAACCACUCCCUUUCAUCCUCAGCCCUCCCACCCUUUCCUCGCGCAACUACCGAAACCUACGCUCUUGAUUCGUACCAAAAUUUGCUAUUUUCCCUCGCUCGUUUUCACGAAGUUACUGGUCGAUACCCAUCUCGGGUAACAGUUGUGGGUUAUGAGAUGAAACGACGACGUUUCGAGGAGCUUCACCGAGCUGCCAUCCAAUUUCCAGCGCGACUCUUUCAAUAUGUCGGACUGGAACCUCACGAGGGCGGCGGGGAUUCCACGAGGGCUCGGGAAGGCGAGUUUCAGAAUGGUUACAAGCCCUACACUGCCGACCUGUAUGGUUGCCACGACUUCCUGCUCGCUAAGCGGCGGGCAAGGAACCCGUUCUUACGCUUUCACCCGUAUCACACUUCCGCACCAGAGUUGCGUGGCCUACUAGAUUGGUGCCCCAGCGACCCUAGGUCAAUAUACCAGGGUCAUCUGCCCUGGGACGCAACCGAGUAAAUGCGACUAGUAGCCCUACCCUUGCACCGCCCAGCCGUCGCAUCGCGUGAACUUAGAUAGUUUGUCGUCUAAUAGACGUAAACUAAUGUGAAAAGACUUGCCGCAGACCGCACGGCAUCAAUCACGUG